Molecule: messenger RNA, 2906 nt
Organism: Anthonomus grandis grandis
Lineage: Eukaryota; Metazoa; Arthropoda; Insecta; Coleoptera; Curculionidae
Exons: 12
Coding region: 161-2887 (908 amino acids)
Biological process (GO): DNA damage response; positive regulation of protein phosphorylation; cell population proliferation
Cellular component (GO): nucleus
Source: RefSeq, a predicted model, not a curated record
UUUUUUGGUUUUCGAACGUGUGUACGUUGUGCACGAUGUGUAUCACACGCAGAGUAAAACGUAAAUUCUACGUUCGUGUUUUAAAUAAUUAAUUUCGAUAGUGCUGUUUUAGUGCGAAACUGUUUUGUCAUCGGAUUUCGUAAGAAUUCCUAAAACAAGGAUGUCAGACGGUCGUACGCAAGACUUGAGAUCGAAAAAACGCAAAAUAAUCAACAUGGACAUGCAGCAGAUCGUAACAGAUGGCGACCACGAGUGGAACAACUUCUUCCAAAACGCUUUACAGGCCGACCCAAAACUAGAAUACAAAGAGAACAAUCCGUGCUUCAGCUACUCCGAAAACGGUGUAGACUUCGAAGUGACCAAACACGAACAAGAACGUUACUUCGCCUUUUUAUCGAAGAUCCAGGAGGUCUACGCCAAACUGAACUACUGGCCGAGUCCUAAACAGAAAAUGCUCGUGUUGGCAAUAUCCGCUCAUAUUUCACAAAAUGAAAAGAACUUCUUGCAAAUGAGCACCACUGGCAUCUACAAGACCCUCAUACAGAUGGCGGAGGUGUCCGAACCCGCCACCGAUUGUCUAGUGAAAGUCCGAUAUAUGGAUAUGUUAUGCUCGUUUUUUGAGCAUAAUGCCGGCUUGAGAUGGUCCUUGGAGAACAACCAUUGGACUCAGAUUUACGAUUUGGUGCUCAACUGUCAGGGAAUGAGUAGCUGUGUGGCCGAGAGAGUGUACACGACCCUCUGCCAGUUUCUUCAAAAGACCUCUCGAGUAGCCCCAAAAGUCUGUCUGCACGUAAUCAAGCAGAUGAUCCAGACCCCCGUAGCAACCGCCCAUAAGCACCUGCCGAAAACCCGAAAAAACCCCAUAGAACUCAUAAAUAAUCAGGAAUUAACCGACUUGAUGCCGGCCAUGACUUGUUUGGUGGAAACUCUGGAACGACUACUGGCCAGUGCCGUGCCGGAAACACUAAAGUUUUUCCUAAAGUUGCAAGUGCGCGAGGCAUCGGACACUUUGGCCAUUUUGUCCAACGAUAGCGGGAUGUCGUUGCAGUUAAAUCGGGUUUUGAUCAUUCUGUCUUUCUAUGAGAUGACCGAGCUGUUCGAUGGUAUUAAAGUGGUGAACCACGAUCCGAUUGCGCUCAGCGGGUUCUUGAGGAUUAUCGAGAGGGAGUUGAGAAAGAGUCAUCUAGAAACCAUAUACGAACUAUACUACUACGCCCUCAAAUACUGGAAAAACGUCUGCCGGAAAAUGCCGCAGUACUUCCUAAAAGAAAAACCCAUCGACAUCGAAAACGAGUUAAUGUCCUUCCAGGUUGAACCCCUGGUUAUUAUUGGGGAAAAAAUUUUGGGAGUACCUCAAACCAGUGAGGAGGAAUUGAGGAAAUGCCACUUAUCCGAUCUGCUUAAUAUGUAUAGCCAGGAUUGUUUACAGUUAGGUUAUGAAAUAAGAGAGCAAAUCGUCAAAUGCCCUUUAUCAAUUGAAAUGAAAGCACUGAAAACUAUAAUCAAGUCGAAAUCGAUGUACUCCAGAAAAAAUAUGGCCAUAGUGUUCCAGUCGAUGAUCUAUUCCCUUAGGGACUUUAUAAAGUACCUGAAAAGAAUUUCGAUACAUGGCGCGAUAAAAAACGACGAUUUAUUAGCGGAUUCUUUACUGGAAGCGAUUUUGGUUUAUUUGGAAAAUUUCGAUUUAUCUUGGAGGGAGAGCAUCGGCAGUAUCGAGUUGGCCAAUCUUGUGUACGAGUUCUUGUAUUACUACACCAAUUGCUCUGCUGAGAUUACCCUAAAGGCCCUAAAGGCUCUAAACAUUACCAUAUCGAAACAUAUGAGCCCUAAUAUGGCCCUACUGGUCGACAAUAGUAAUACGUCGAUAAACGAUUUGGGUUCGAUGCUUUUCGAUAAGUGUUUCAAUUGCGAUCCGGAAGUACGGAAUGCCUCUUUGAUUGUUGUCUGUACCAUUUGCCAAAAGGUUAAUAAAGGAUUCUCCUCAUACAAAAUCAUCCUAGAAGAGUUUCUCACCCACGAUUUAAUCCUAACCAUGACACUAACCGACUCUGACCGAUCAGUGAAGGCCACCGCCCUAAAAUGCCUACAAGAGAUGAUCAAAAUGGAGGACAUAGGAGAAAAAAUCCUUGGUGGACACUUACUGGACAAAAUAUUGAAGCUGAUCUUAAAAGAGGAGGAACCCGUGAUCAUCCGAGAGGCGAUCACGCUGAUCACCCAAAUCUACAAAUCCGAAUGGAACACCAAAGAGGAUAAAUCGAAAAUGCACAAUGUGAUGGUAAAGGUGGCCCUCAGGGAGAAAACGCAGGACGUCCAGGAGCAAACGGUGACGUUUUGGGAACACGUCACCGUAAAACAUUUAGAAAAACAAGGCAUGGCGGACGGCGAGUUUCCCUCCGUAAUCUUCUCGAAGGAGCAUAAGAAAAUAAUCCGGAUGGACGAUAAAGAAAUUAGGAAGAGACUGUUCCAGGCUCUGGACGCGAUGAGCAAAUCGGGUUGUUUCGGGAUAUUUCAGCACUAUUUACAAGCGGAGGGUGUGCCGAAGAGCGUGUACAGUACCACCACCGGGAUAGUGGUGAAACUUUUGAGGUUAUUGAAGCAAUAUGAGGUAACCCCCGAGUUCAUCUUAUUCAACCAGACUUACCCGAACUUAUGGUCGAUUCCGAACAAUAUUUAUCAGUCGCCUUCGAUAAACGACGACGAGCACAUGCAAGAAAUUAUCGAAGAAACCGUCAUGGAAAUGAUUAAUGGGAGCAUGACACCCGUUUAUAAGAGUUUCCAUGGGGGCGAUAUGGGAGAAGCGACGUUAUCCGAGAGGAAUUCCGGGCAAGUCAGCACGGUGGACUUUAUGGAUUUUAUUUAUAAGAGGCUGCCUCAUCUUACUGAUUAAAUUUUCGUGUUUUUGACGA